CAUAAAACUGGUAUUCAUGCCAUUUGCAUAACACCUGCUGACUUCCUCUCUGCUUGUCCUCAGGACCAUGGGUCUGCAGACGCUGGGCCUGGCUUGGGCGCUGGCGCUGGCGCUACCCCACGGGGAGGGCACUGAGGGGGGCACCUGCCUGCCCGGAGGGAAGCAUAAGGCCCGGCCCAGUCCUGAGAGCAGCCUGGGACUCUGCCAGGCCUAUGCACACAAUGCCUGUUGCUCCCCAGAAACAGCUGCCGAGAUUUCCACUACAGGGGCCAGGGAUGUCGCCUGGGACUGCUGUGGCCCCCUCAGCUCCAGUUGUGCCAGGUACCUGCAACAACUUGAAUGUUUCUACCGCUGCUCACCUGGUGCUGCCCACUGGCUCCACCCUGAGCGCCCCGCAGCGCUGCAUCGAGCCCCCCUGUGUCGGGACUUCUGUCAGCAGUGGUACGAUGCCUGCCGGGAUGACCUGACCUGUGCUCGGGACUGGGUCCGUGACUGGCGCUGGGGCCCCGAGGGCAACAACUGCACAGGGGGCUGUACCCCCUAUAGCCAGAUGUACCGUGAUGGCCAGGACCUGUGUGAGACCAUCUGGGGAGAUGCUUUUGUGACUGAGGAUCCCCCCUGCCCCUGCCUGACCCCAGGGGCUCCAGGCCUGGAGAUGGCAGCAGUGGCAGGCAUGCCGUGCCCAGCACGGGUCAGGAGCCGGCGCACUGUCAUCGAGGAGGAUGUGGAAGGCAGCGGGAGCGGAUUCUAGGGCCCCUCCCUGCUUCCCCCAGGGGAAGACCCCACCCUGCACUAGGGGAACUGCUCGUGAUCUAUGCAACACCCCCCCCACCAGUGCCCCUACCCACUAGGCGCCGCUCCCCUCCCAGAGGUGGGAGAGAACCCCGGCAUCCUGGAUCCCAGCACCCCCUGCUCUAAACACCUUCUUUCCCAUGGAACCCAGGUGUCCAGACUUCCAGCUGUCCCUGCUCUAACCACCCCAGAGAACCCAGGCGUCCGGGGUCCCAGCCCCCCAGACCUGCUUUAAUACCUCAGCUCCAACUCUCAGAUUAGACCAGAGAGAGAACCCAAGUGUCCAGAGGGCCAGGUCGCCACUUCCCUGACCAGGGAACCCAGGAUUUUAUUUCCUCUGCUCUAAACCCUCAUCCCCUGCUCCCCACCCAAAGCAGAAAAAAAAACUCGGGCAUCUGGACUGCCAACAUGCUCUCUCCCCCCGAGC
This is a messenger RNA of Alligator sinensis (Chinese alligator), 1219 nucleotides long. RefSeq names its product retbindin (gene RTBDN). The coding region runs from base 68 to 751 and encodes 227 amino acids. Lineage: Eukaryota; Metazoa; Chordata; Crocodylia; Alligatoridae. Gene Ontology annotation, cellular component: external side of plasma membrane. The record is from RefSeq and is a predicted model, not a curated record. Gene Ontology annotation, molecular function: riboflavin binding; signaling receptor activity; riboflavin transmembrane transporter activity. The transcript is spliced from 5 exons.